Messenger RNA from Fundulus heteroclitus (mummichog), 3053 nucleotides. Its product is annotated as talin-2-like. The record is from RefSeq and is a predicted model, not a curated record. Gene Ontology annotation, biological process: cell-cell adhesion. Lineage: Eukaryota; Metazoa; Chordata; Actinopteri; Cyprinodontiformes; Fundulidae. Gene Ontology annotation, molecular function: actin filament binding; integrin binding; structural constituent of cytoskeleton. Gene Ontology annotation, cellular component: focal adhesion; ruffle; cytoskeleton.
CGUUUGUCUGUCUUCUCAUCAUCCAGGCGUAGCUGCUGUCCCUGCCUACACCGCCAGCCAAGAUGGUCGUGCUGUCGCUCAAAAUCUGCGUGCGCCAAUGCAACGUUGUGAAGACGAUGCAGUUCGAGCCCUCCACAGCUGUCUACGAUGCGUGCAGGAUUAUCCGAGAGAGGGUCCCCGAGGCUCAAACUGGACAGGCCUCGGAUUACGGCCUCUUCCUGUCCGAUGAAGACCCCAGGAAAGGGAUCUGGUUGGAGUCUGGAAGGACCCUGGACUAUUACAUGCUCCGUAACGGGGAUAUUCUUGAAUACAAGAAGAAGCAGAGGCCCCAGAAAAUCAAAAUGUUGGAUGGAGCCGUUAAAACAAUCAUGGUGGAUGACUCAAAAACUGUGGGCGAGCUGCUUGUGACUAUUUGCAGCAGAAUAGGAAUCACAAACUAUGAGGAGUACUCUCUGAUCCAGGAGACGGUGGAGGAAAAGAAAGAGGAUGGUAUGGGUACGCUGAAGAAGGACAGGACACUGCUGCGGGAUGAGAGGAAGAUGGAGAAGCUGAAAGCCAAACUGCACACAGACGAUGAUUUGAACUGGCUGGACCACAGCAGAACAUUCAGAGAGCAGGGCGUGGACGAGAACGAGACCCUCCUGCUUAGACGCAAGUUCUUCUACUCGGACCAGAACGUGGACUCAAGAGACCCUGUCCAACUCAACCUGCUUUACGUACAGGCACGAGACGACAUCCUAAACGGUUCCCACCCAGUGUCAUUUGACAAAGCCUGUGAGUUCGGAGGCAUCCAGGCCCAGAUCCAGUUUGGACCUCACAUAGAGCAUAAACACAAGCCUGGAUUCUUGGAUCUGAAGGAGUUCUUGCCCAAAGAGUACAUAAAGCAGCGAGGAGCUGAGAAGAAAAUAUUUCAGGAACACAAAAACUGCGGAGAGAUGACAGAGAUCGAAGCCAAAGUGAAGUAUGUCAAACUGGCGCGGUCUUUGCGGACGUACGGUGUCUCCUUCUUCCUCGUCAAGGAAAAGAUGAAGAGCAAAAACAAGCUUGUGCCUCGGCUCCUGGGUAUCACGAAGGAAUCGGUGAUGAGAGUGGAUGAGAAGACCAAAGAUGUGGUUCAGGAGUGGCCGCUCACCACCGUGAAGAGGUGGGCCGCGUCCCCCAAGAGCUUUACGCUGGACUUCGGGGAGUACCAGGAGAGCUACUACUCGGUGCAGACCACCGAAGGGGAACAGAUCUCUCAGCUCAUCGCCGGCUAUAUUGAUAUCAUCCUCAAAAAGAAGCAAAGCAAGGACCGUUUUGGAUUAGAAGGUGAUGAGGAGUCAACAAUGCUGGAGGAAUCGGUUUCUCCUAAAAAGUCAACGAUACUUCAGCAGCAGUUUAACCACGUGAGCCAAGUGAACGAGAGCUCCGUGGCGGUGCCAGGGGUGAUCCGCUCUGGCUCGAUCGGCACAGAGUCGCUCAGCAUGGGCACCAUGCCGUCCCCGCAGCAACAGAUCACCAUGGGUCAGAUGCACCGCGGCCACAUGCCUCCGCUGAGUUCAGCGCAGCAGGCUCUGAUGGGAACCAUCAACACCAGCAUGCAAGCCGUUCAGAAGGCCCAGAUAGACCUGGGAGAGGUCGACGACCCCCCUCCCCUGGGCCAGGACAUGGCGUCCAAAGUGUGGAUCCAGAACAAGGUGGACAAAUCCAAGCACGAGAUCCACUCACAGGUCGACGCCAUCACUGCUGGAACGGCCUCUGUCGUGAACCUCACAGCCGGUGAUCCCACUGACACAGACUACACAGCGGUGGGCUGCGCCAUCACCACCAUUUCCUCCAACCUGACGGAAAUGUCGAAGGGUGUGAAGCUGUUGGCCUCGCUGAUGGAGGACGACGUGGGAGGAGGCAACGACCUGAUGAAGGCUGCCAGAACGCUCGCCGGAGCCGUGUCCGACCUCCUGAAGGCCGUGGAGCCGACGUCCGGAGAGCCCAGACAAACGGUGCUGACGGCUGCAGGCAGCAUCGGCCAGGCCAGCGGAGACCUCCUGCGCCAGAUCGGAGAGAACGAGACAGACGAGAGGUUCCAGGAUAUCUUGAUGAAUUUGGCCAAAGCAGUGGCCAAUGCGGCAGCCAUGUUGGUGCUGAAGGCCAAGAACGUGGCCCAGGUUGCGGAGGACACCGUCCUACAGAAUCGGGUCAUUGCUGCCGCGACACAGUGCGCCCUGUCCACCUCCCAGCUUGUGGCAUGUGCAAAGGUGGUGAGCCCGACCAUCAGCUCCCCGGUUUGUCAGGAGCAGCUGAUCGAAGCCGGGAAGCUGGUGGACCGCUCGGUGGAGAGCUGUGUCCAGGCCUGCCUCUCGGCCACCGAGGACGGGGAGCUCCUCAAGCAGGUGAGCGCGGCGGCGGGCGUUGUGAGUCAGGCCCUGGCAGAUCUCCUGCAGCAUGUGCGUCAGUACACGGCGAGGGGCGAGCCGAUCGGGCGCUAUGACCAGGCCACAGACACCAUCAUGACCGUCACAGAGAGCAUCUUCAGUUCAAUGGGAGACGCAGGAGAGAUGGUGCGGCAGGCUCGGGUUCUGGCUCAGGCCACGUCGGACCUGGUGAACGCCAUGAGGUCCGACGCUGAGGUCGAGGUGGACGUCGACAACUCCAAGAAGCUGCUGGCAGCUGCCAAGCUGCUCGCAGACGCCACCGCAAGGAUGGUGGAGGCAGCGAAGGGCGCAGCAGCGUACCCAGAGAAUGAGGACCAGCAGCAGAGACUGAGGGAGGCUGCUGAGGGGCUGCGAGUGGCCACCAACGCUGCGGCUCAGAACGCCAUCAAGAAGAAGCUCAUCAACAGACUGGAGAACGCCGCCAAGCAAGCUGCGGCUGCCGCCACGCAGACCAUCGCUGCUGCUCAGAACGCCGCCGCCUCCAACAAGAACACAGCAGCUCACCAGCAGCUGGUGCAGAGCUGUAAGGCUGUUGCAGACCACAUCCCGCAGCUCGUCCAAGGAGUACGAGGCAGCCAGGCCAAACCGGAGGACCUGAGUGCACAGCUGGCCCUUAUCAUUGCCAGCCAGAACUUCCUGCAG